Balaenoptera ricei (Rice's whale) is the source of this 1868-nucleotide messenger RNA. It is a transcript of the gene B4GALT6, whose product is annotated as beta-1,4-galactosyltransferase 6. Lineage: Eukaryota; Metazoa; Chordata; Mammalia; Artiodactyla; Balaenopteridae. The coding region runs from base 419 to 1567 and encodes 382 amino acids. Gene Ontology annotation, biological process: carbohydrate metabolic process; glycosphingolipid biosynthetic process. The transcript is spliced from 9 exons. Gene Ontology annotation, molecular function: UDP-galactose:glucosylceramide beta-1,4-galactosyltransferase activity. The record is from RefSeq and is a predicted model, not a curated record.
CCGGCGUGCUGCAGUCGGCCGGCCCUCUCCGCAGGGGGGCCGGGGCGCGCAGCCCGCACCUCUCCCCACUUAAAGCCCCUCCUCCCGCCGCUACCUGGCGUAUCGAACGCGGGUCCUCGCCCUUUCACGGCCUCCUCGGGUCAUUUGGUCCCCGGGGCCCCCCCGCCCUGCGUCCCCUCCCCCUUUCCCGCGCGUCCUCCCACUCUUCCCCUCCCCCGGCUCCCCCGCCUCUCAUUCAUUCCGUCUGCUCCCUCCUCUCUCUUCCUUCCCGCUCUGGCCCCUCUAUCCCUGAUCCUCCCCGCGCGGACCCCGCUGCAGUCUCGGGGUUUUUAGCACAUUCAUGGAAGUUUAGGGCCUGGACGGUGCCCCCAAGUCCGCCUUGAGAGCGCAGCCCGAGCUGCCGGCCGGGAAGAGGAAAAUGUCUGUGCUCAGGCGGAUGAUGCGGGUCUCCAAUCGCUCCCUCCUCGCCUUCAUCUUCUUCUUCUCCCUCUCCUCGUCUUGCCUCUACUUCAUCUAUGUGGCUCCGGGCAUCGCCAACACAUAUCUCUUUAUGGUACAAGCUCGAGGAAUAAUGUUGAGAGAGAAUGUAAAAACAAUAGGACAUAUGAUCAGGCUGUACACAAAUAAAAACACUACACUCAAUGGUACAGAUUAUCCUGAAGGCAAUAAUUCAAGUGAUUAUCUUGUUCAAGCAACAACGUAUCUUCCAGGAAACUUCACAUAUUCGCCAUACCUCCCCUGCCCAGAAAAGCUGCCUUACAUGCGGGGAUUCCUCAAUGUCAAUGUAAGUGAAGUCAGUUUUGAUGAAAUUCAUCACCUCUUCUCCAAGGAUUUAGAUAUUGAGCCAGGAGGUCACUGGAGGCCUAAAGACUGUAAACCCAGGUGGAAGGUGGCAGUUCUCAUUCCUUUCCGUAAUCGCCAUGAACAUCUUCCAAUUUUUUUCUUGCAUCUGAUUCCAAUGCUCCAAAAACAGCGGCUGGAAUUUGCCUUUUAUGUCAUUGAACAGACUGGCACACAGCCUUUUAACCGUGCAAUGCUCUUCAAUGUGGGCUUCAAAGAGGCCAUGAAAGACAGUGUCUGGGACUGUGUAAUCUUCCACGAUGUGGAUCAUCUACCUGAAAAUGACCGAAACUAUUACGGAUGUGGAGAAAUGCCACGUCACUUUGCAGCCAAGCUGGAUAAAUACAUGUAUAUUCUCCCUUAUAAAGAGUUUUUUGGCGGUGUAAGUGGACUGACAGUGGAACAGUUCAGAAAGAUCAAUGGUUUUCCUAAUGCCUUCUGGGGAUGGGGAGGAGAAGACGAUGACCUUUGGAAUAGGGUUCACUAUGCUGGAUAUAAUGUAACAAGACCAGAGGGGGACCUGGGAAAAUACAAGUCUAUUCCUCAUCACCAUCGAGGUGAAGUCCAGUUCUUAGGACGGUAUAAAUUACUAAGAUACUCAAAAGAGCGCCAGUACAUCGAUGGGUUGAACAAUUUAGUAUAUACGCCAAAAAUACUGGUUGAUAGGUUGUAUACAAAUAUAUCUGUAAACCUCAUGCCAGAGUUAGCUCCAAUUGAAGACUAUUAAAAGAAGUAGCUCUCAUGACAAGAUAGACCACAAUGCUGGAUCGGGAACUUGGAGUGCACUGUUAAUGGAGGUCAGUGAAUGGAUGUGUCACAGUGCCCUGGGUGGUAAGAAGAAGAGCCUGUGUUCUCAGUGUUUACUUGUGGGAUUGUAUACAGUCAGCCUUCUUCCACCCACCCAUCCUCUAUCCUGAGACACACCCCAUGGCGAGCACUGCAGAGACCAGAUGCUGUCGCUUAAGUCUGGCAGUCAAGAGAGCUCCCUACAAAGAGAAAAUUUUUAUACUAAAAUCUAUAAUUUAAUU